Balearica regulorum gibbericeps (East African grey crowned-crane) is the source of this 1287-nucleotide messenger RNA. RefSeq names its product potassium inwardly rectifying channel subfamily J member 5 (gene KCNJ5). The record is from RefSeq and is a predicted model, not a curated record. Gene Ontology annotation, molecular function: G-protein activated inward rectifier potassium channel activity. NCBI's taxonomy places the organism in Eukaryota, Metazoa, Chordata, Aves, Gruiformes, Gruidae. Gene Ontology annotation, cellular component: plasma membrane. Gene Ontology annotation, biological process: potassium ion import across plasma membrane; regulation of monoatomic ion transmembrane transport.
AUGGCCAGAGAUUCUAGGAUCUUCAUGAACCAGGACAUGGACAUCGGAGUUACAUCCAGAGACCCUAAGAAGAUUCCCAAACAGGCUCGGGAUGAUGUCCCCAUUGCCACUGACCGAACCCGCCUCAUAUCAGCAGAAGGUAAGAAGCCACGUCAGCGUUACAUGGAGAAAAGUGGCAAGUGCAAUGUUCACCAUGGAAAUGUCCAAGAAACCUAUCGAUACCUUAGUGACCUCUUCACUACUCUGGUGGACCUCAAGUGGCGGUUUAAUCUUCUUGUCUUCACUAUGGUCUAUACCAUCACUUGGUUGUUUUUUGGGUUCAUAUGGUGGCUUAUUGCCUAUAUCCGGGGAGACCUGGACCAUCUUGAAGAUGAGAACUGGAUUCCCUGUGUUGAAAAUCUCAGUGGAUUUGUUUCUGCAUUUCUGUUUUCUAUCGAGACUGAGACAACAAUUGGGUAUGGCUAUAGGGUCAUAACGGAGAAGUGCCCAGAAGGCAUCGUAUUGCUCCUGAUCCAGGCUAUUCUGGGCUCCAUUGUCAAUGCGUUCAUGGUGGGAUGUAUGUUUGUCAAGAUCAGCCAACCAAAGAAGAGGGCUGAAACCCUCAUGUUUUCCAACAACGCAGUGAUUUCCAUGAGGGAUGAGAAGCUCUGUCUCAUGUUCCGGGUUGGAGACCUCCGAAAUUCCCACAUUGUUGAGGCUUCCAUUAGAGCCAAACUGAUUAAGUCCAAACAGACCAAAGAAGGAGAGUUCAUCCCCUUGAACCAAACGGACAUCAACGUGGGAUUUGACACUGGAGAUGACAGAUUGUUCCUGGUGUCACCUCUUAUCAUCUCGCAUGAAAUCAAUGAGAAGAGCCCCUUCUGGGAGAUGUCCCGCACCCAACUGGAGAAGGAGGAGUUUGAAAUUGUGGUCAUCCUUGAAGGAAUGGUGGAAGCAACAGGGAUGACUUGCCAAGCUCGCAGCUCCUACAUGGACACUGAGGUGCUGUGGGGACAUCGCUUCACUCCUGUCCUCACUCUGGAGAAGGAUUUUUACGAAGUCGACUAUAACAGCUUCCAUAGCACUUACGAGACCAACACUCCUGUGUGCUGUGCCAAAGAGCUGGCCGAAUCUCGCCGGGAAGGCCAGCUCCUCAGCCACCUCUCCAGUGCCACCCUCCUGAGCGGAGGCAGAGAAACAGUGAUGGCAAAAGAGGAAGAAGAAGAAGAGGAAGAAAAUAGGGAACCAGUAGGAUUGAAUGGAGCCAAUGGGACAGCAGGAGAGGUGAAAGAAGAUAUACCUGUAUAA